AUGGUAUCCAAAAAGCCAGCAAAAGCGAAAAAAGCCACCACUGGUGCAACUGACGGAAAGAAGAAGAGAAAAAAGUCAAGAUAUGACAGCUAUGGACUUUACAUUUUUAAAGUUUUGAAACAAGUUCACCCAGACACUGGUAUUUCGAGAAAAUCCAUGAACAUCAUGAACUCCUUCCUUGUUGAUACUUUUGAGAAAAUUGCAACUGAAGCCUCCAGAUUGUGUAAAUACACCAGAAGGGACACCUUAUCAUCACGUGAAAUUCAAACUGCCAUCAGAUUAGUAUUGCCAGGAGAAUUGGCCAAGCACGCAGUUUCGGAAGGAACCAAGGCUGUUACCAAAUUUACCUCUAA
Plasmodium cynomolgi strain B is the source of this 353-nucleotide messenger RNA. RefSeq names its product histone 2B. NCBI's taxonomy places the organism in Eukaryota, Apicomplexa, Aconoidasida, Haemosporida, Plasmodiidae. The record is from RefSeq and is a predicted model, not a curated record. Gene Ontology annotation, cellular component: nucleosome. The annotation marks the transcript as partial. Gene Ontology annotation, molecular function: DNA binding; structural constituent of chromatin; protein heterodimerization activity. The transcript has a single exon. Gene Ontology annotation, biological process: nucleosome assembly.